AUGGAGCGACGCAGGGAGAAGGCGGCGCAUGGCGGCAGGAAGGACGUCGUGGGGCCAGGUGAGAGCAGGGGGCAACCGAGUUGUGUGCUGCCUGUUCUGCACACGGAACUGCUGGCGGAGCGCCGCGUGCAGCAGCGAGAGGAGAGGGAGGUGGCGCAGCUCCGCCACGCCCAGCAGAAGAUCAUGGGAAGGAAGACGGUCGAGGACUUUGCGCAUAUCAAGCUGCUACGACGCGAGACCGCGGCGACUAAGAGUCGCAGCUUGCACUGCAACGGGCAGACGAUCAAGGCAGCAACAAGACCCAAGAAGCGGGAUCCUGGAAGCAAGGUUUGUCUGGAGUCGCGCCCACUUCAGUCCGCGCGUGAGGCAUAUUCGAGACCGGCGUCGAGGAGUCUGCCUCAACGUCCGCAAUCCGCCAAGCCUGCGCUACAAACGCACAGCCACUCGACUGGAACUCUCGAAACCAUGGCAGGAAACAACGUGGAGCAAGCGGCUCCUUCUGGCGGCAGGCAGGCAAAAGCGCACAUGGUCAAGAAGAAAAAGAGGAGGAAGUCGAUUGACCGCAAGUCGCGACGGCUCGAGCCAUGCAGUUCGACGCCGGUGCUGCCCGAGCGCUGUGAAAGUCCUCCGGCCUGCAAGAAGAUCAGCAUCGUCGUGAACAUGCGCAGCCUGCAGCUGCAUGAAGGAAUGGACUUGCCGGCCGACAACUCCCCUCCGCCUGUCAUUUCGGCGUGGGGCGACUAA
Messenger RNA from Phytophthora sojae, 744 nucleotides. RefSeq lists its product as hypothetical. The transcript has 4 exons. Bases 1 to 744 code for a protein of 247 amino acids. Lineage: Eukaryota; Oomycota; Peronosporomycetes; Peronosporales; Peronosporaceae. The record is from RefSeq and is a predicted model, not a curated record.